AUGGCUUCAUCUUGUUCUUCUUCCAUGGGCUUAUUAGUUGUAGCUUACCUUUUUGUGGUUUUGGUUGGGAGCUCAAAUGCUCAAUUGAGUGAAUUGACCCCGAACUUCUACUCUAGCUCUUGCCCUAACCUUGAUUCGACGGUGAAAUCUGUCCCUUUGCCACCUAUGCUGAAAGUGCAGCCAGGAAGACCUAAGGCAAAAAAGAGAAAGCUUGAACCAGGGGAGGGCACUUCUGCAGCACCUGAGGGCAAGAAGCCAAAGGUGAAGAAACAAUGCAAGAACUGUGGUGGGUUUGGCCACUUUGCCAAAACAUGCAAGGCUGAAGCAGCACCAGAACAGCCUAACCCACCUGCAACAAAUCCAAAGGGUGGGAGGCCACAGAUGCAGACUCCUUGGCUUAAGGAACAGAGAAAGAAAAGUGAAGAGAAAGCAACAAGACAGGCUGCACUGAAGUUGCCACAAUAUCAGACUCCAACAACAGCACAGGCUGGGUCAAGUAAUGUUGCACCUGCAACUGCUGUGUCAAGCCAGCCUGCAACAAGAACAGAGCCUUUGCCAACUCAGCCUGUUACCAGGAGCAACAGGAGCCUGAGUCAGCCCACAAGAGUGCCAACAACUACUCCUCCCAAAGUCAAAAUACAGACCAGGUCCAAGCUUCAUGUAAUGACAAGCAAGAAGGACAAGGAUCUCAAUCAACUGUGACCCUAGGUCUACUCAUUAGUAUUUUGUAAUAGACAACCAAGUUUAUUUGGUAGUUGAACAAUGAUAGUUGAACAAUGAUUUUGCACAAAGGUGCCUUAA
Messenger RNA from Chenopodium quinoa (quinoa), 801 nucleotides. RefSeq lists its product as uncharacterized. Gene Ontology annotation, molecular function: nucleic acid binding; zinc ion binding. The record is from RefSeq and is a predicted model, not a curated record. Bases 1 to 702 code for a protein of 233 amino acids. NCBI's taxonomy places the organism in Eukaryota, Viridiplantae, Streptophyta, Magnoliopsida, Caryophyllales, Amaranthaceae. The transcript is spliced from 3 exons.